CUUUCCCCCUCUUUCUGUGUAUCACUGUUUGGGGGGCUUUAAUCAAAUUUUAACGAUUAUUCUCACCUCUCCCUCCCCCCUCGGCUUUCCCCACGCGGCCCCCACCUUUACCUCCCCAARUUCUUCACUCAUUUCGACAUUUGUUUUUGGAAGUCUUGAUUGGGGGGGGGGUGGAAGAGAAAGAGUGAAGAAAAGUUGCAAACGUCUCCUCUUCCUAAGCCUCCCGCCCCCGCCCACCCCUCAGAGAAGGAGAAGAUAAUAUAGUGAAAAGAAGAGGAGGAGGCGAGAGCGACGGGACGGGACGCCAGCGGGAGCGCAGCCGCCCUCCGGGCUCCGCGGCGGCCCCUAACUAGCCCGGGAGCCGAGGGCCCGGAGAGGAGRCGCCGUGACAACUUUCGAUUCCCUCAGAGGGAGUCGGGGGGUCGGCGGCCCCAGAAGCUGUCAGUCCAGUGUAAAGCUGUUGGAGYGAGGGAGCAAAGGUAAAGAAUGAUGUAAUGCACUGGCUGCCCCAAAGCAUCUUUUGUUGUGGAAUGGUUAUUCCAGUCAUCUCUCGAUGAAUCAAAUGUGAGGGGCUGCUUUGUGGAAGGAGUCCUUUGCAAGAGCACAUCAACGGGAAAGAGAAAGAGACAUUCAGUUGGAGGGCUCUUGCUGAAAAUGGGUUUAACUCUCCUUUUGCCAGUCACCACCAGCCUGACCUCAUACAUUUUUAGUACAAUGGAGUGGCUGAGCCUUUGAGCACACCACCAUUACAUCAUCGUGGCAAAUUAAAGAAGGAGGUGGAAAAAGAAGACUUAUUGUUGUCAUGGCCCAUGAGAUGAUUGGAACUCAAAUUGUUACUGAGAGGUUGGUGGCUCUGCUGGAAAGUGGAACGGAAAAAGUGCUGCUAAUUGAUAGCCGGCCAUUUGUAGAAUACAAUACAUCCCACAUUUUGGAAGCCAUUAAUAUCAACUGCUCCAAGCUUAUGAAGCGAAGGUUGCAACAGGACAAAGUGUUAAUUACAGAACUUAUCCAGCAUUCAGCGAAACAUAAGGUUGACAUUGAUUGCAGUCAGAAGGUGGUAGUUUAUGAUCAGAGUUCCCAAGAUGUUGCUUCUCUAUCAUCAGACUGCUUUCUCACUGUACUUCUGGGUAAACUGGAGAAGAGCUUCACCUCUGUUCACCUGCUUGCAGGUGGGUUUGCUGAGUUCUCUCGUUGUUUCCCUGGCCUCUGUGAAGGAAAAUCCACUCUUGUCCCUACCUGCAUUUCUCAGCCUUGCUUGCCUGUUGCCAACAUUGGGCCAACACGAAUUCUUCCCAAUCUUUAUCUUGGCUGCCAGCGAGAUGUCCUCAACAAGGAGCUGAUGCAACAGAACGGGAUUGGUUAUGUGUUAAAUGCCAGCAAUACCUGUCCAAAGCCUGACUUUAUCCCUGAGUCUCAUUUCCUUCGAGUGCCUGUCAAUGAUAGCUUCUGUGAAAAAAUUUUGCCAUGGUUGGACAAAUCAGUGGAUUUCAUUGAGAAAGCAAAAGCUUCCAAUGGAUGUGUCCUAGUGCACUGUUUAGCAGGGAUCUCUCGCUCUGCCACCAUUGCCAUCGCCUACAUCAUGAAGAGGAUGGACAUGUCUUUAGAUGAGGCUUACAGAUUUGUGAAAGAAAAAAGACCUACUAUAUCUCCAAACUUCAAUUUUCUGGGCCAGCUCCUUGACUAUGAAAAGAAGAUUAAGAACCAGACUGGAGCAUCAGGGCCAAAGAGCAAACUCAAGCUGCUGCACCUGGAAAAGCCAAAUGAACCUGUCCCUGCAGUCUCGGAGGGUGGACAGAAAAGUGAGACAUCCCUCAGUCCACCCUUUGCUGACUGUGCUACCUCAGAGGCAGCAGGGCAAAGGCCUGUGCAUCCUGCCAGUGCGCCCAGCCUACAGCCAUCACUGUUAGAGGACAGUCCACUGGUACAGGCACUCAAUGGGCUCCACCUGUCCUCUGACAAGCUGGAAGAUAGCAAUAAGCUCAAGCGUUCCUUCUCUCUGGAUAUUAAAUCAGUUUCAUAUUCAGCCAGCAUGGCAGCAUCCUUACAUGGUUUCUCCUCAUCAGAAGAUGCUUUGGAAUACUACAAACCUUCAACUACUCUGGAUGGGACCAACAAGCUAUGCCAGUUCUCCCCAGUUCAGGAAGUGUCAGAGCAGACUCCAGAAACCAGCCCAGAUAAGGAGGAAGCCCACAUCCUUAAGAAGCCCCAGACCACCAGGCCUUCAGAGAGCAAGCGACUACACUCAGUAAGAACCAGCAACAGUGGCACCCAAAGGUCCUUCUUAUCUCCACUGCAUCGAAGUGGGAGUGUGGAGGACAAUUACCAUACCAACUUCCUCUUCGGCCUUUCCACCAGCCAGCAACACCUCACCAAGUCUGCUGCUGGGCUGGGCCUCAAGGGCUGGCACUCAGAUAUCUUGGCUCCCCAGACCUCUACCCCCUCCUUGACCAAUAGUUGGUAUUUUGCCACAGAGUCCUCUCACUUUUACUCUGCUUCAGCCAUCUAUGGAGGCAAUGCCAGUUAUUCUGCCUACAGCUGUAGCCAGCUGCCCACUUGCAGUGACCAAGUCUAUUCUGUGCGCAGACGGCAGAAGCCAAGUGACAGAGCUGACUCACGGCGGAGCUGGCACGAAGAGAGCCCCUUUGAAAAGCAGUUUAAACGUAGAAGCUGCCAAAUGGAAUUUGGAGAGAGCAUCAUGUCAGAGAACAGGUCGCGGGAAGAGCUGGGGAAAGUGGGCAGUCAGUCUAGCUUUUCAGGCAGCAUGGAAAUCAUUGAGGUCUCCUGAGAAGAAAGACACUUGUGACUUCUAUUGAUUUUUUUUCCACAAAAAUAUUCCCUGUAAAUCUGAAAUAUAUAUAUGUACAUACAUAUAUAUUUUGGAAAAUGGAGCUGUGGUGUAAAAGCAAAAGGUGGAUCAACACAGUUGUUCUCUUAGCAUCUGCAUUUGAGAGAUGAGCUAAUAUUUCUCUCAAGAAAAGUGGAAGGGCAGAUGUUAGAAUCCCCCUAACCAGAGGAACCAACUUGUAUUCCGUGAAUUGCACAUUUAUUGCUCCUACAGAAGCAACUUUAUUUGAUGUCAGAGGACAAAAUCCCGUACCAUUUUCACRUUGUGCUACAAUGAGAUCUCAAAUAUUUGUCUUUGUCCAGUCCCUUCCAUAGUGCACCUUAGUGCUGAGACUGAGCCACUGGUGGGUCGGGUGGGUAGACCUCUUAGGGACAGAACCUAAUGGUUAAAUCCAAGAGAAAUGAUCUUAUCCAAACUGAUUCACAAAUCCAAGCUCACCUGACAGCUGAGUAACAUAAGCAUCAUUCUGCUGCAUGGACCAUUAGGGGCCUCGCCCAGAUCUACUUUAGAACAAACCCAGUACCUCAGACAGGACAGUCGGGGCUUUCACCACUACCAUAUCUGGGAGCCCGUUUUCUAGGCAUUGUGAAUAGGUUGGUAGCUAGUCAUACUUUCAGAACAAUUUAAAACUCUCUAUGCACAAAAUUCCAAUUGGGCCUGGAUGGAGUAGGUUGUUUUCUUCUUUUCAGCUUUAUUAAGAAAGAGAAGAGAAACCAUCUAGGAUCCACUGUAGCUAGGAAUCUGGCAGUAUAAUGAUUUAAGCCAAGAUUGGGAGGCUAAACAAGUCUACCUCCCUUUUAUGAAUCAAAGAAAUGUUUAAAAUGGGAUUGUUAAUCCUUUAAUUAUUAAAGAUUAACUUGGUUU
Urocitellus parryii (Arctic ground squirrel) is the source of this 3709-nucleotide messenger RNA. It is a transcript of the gene Dusp16, whose product is annotated as dual specificity phosphatase 16. Gene Ontology annotation, cellular component: cytoplasm; nucleus. Gene Ontology annotation, molecular function: protein tyrosine/threonine phosphatase activity; MAP kinase tyrosine phosphatase activity; MAP kinase tyrosine/serine/threonine phosphatase activity. Gene Ontology annotation, biological process: peptidyl-tyrosine dephosphorylation; negative regulation of MAPK cascade. NCBI's taxonomy places the organism in Eukaryota, Metazoa, Chordata, Mammalia, Rodentia, Sciuridae. The record is from RefSeq and is a predicted model, not a curated record.